Molecule: messenger RNA, 243 nt
Organism: Ambispora leptoticha
Lineage: Eukaryota; Fungi; Glomeromycota; Glomeromycetes; Archaeosporales; Ambisporaceae
Source: the annotation of a GenBank genome assembly
AUGAGUAUAAAAAAAUACUUCAUGGAAAUGCAAAAUAAAUCAUCUGAAAUCAAGGAAAAGGCCACGUCUUUAGAUAAAAAACAUCCAAAAUUGACACAGAGUCUCGGAGCUUUUCGUGCUCAACAAAUUAUCUUUUUAUCUGAUAAUGUUUUGGCGACGCAUAAAAGAGCAAAGAAGAAAAUCUUGUUAGUAUCGAUGAGACACCACCCCGUUUCACCCAGUCAAUUGAAAUAUGCGUAUUAA